This is a messenger RNA of Belonocnema kinseyi, 4342 nucleotides long. Its product is annotated as SUN domain-containing protein 1-like. The transcript is spliced from 14 exons. NCBI's taxonomy places the organism in Eukaryota, Metazoa, Arthropoda, Insecta, Hymenoptera, Cynipidae. Gene Ontology annotation, biological process: nuclear envelope organization. Bases 186 to 2768 code for a protein of 860 amino acids. The record is from RefSeq and is a predicted model, not a curated record. Gene Ontology annotation, molecular function: protein-membrane adaptor activity. Gene Ontology annotation, cellular component: meiotic nuclear membrane microtubule tethering complex; nuclear envelope.
AUUUGGGUGUGCGUACUCUGUACGUGCGUGCGUUUGUAAAUGAGUUUAGCGGCUGAUGUGACAAAAAAAAGUGACGAAAGAGUGUCAGUGAAUGUAGGAAAUCUGCAUUAUCCGGUAAUUGACAAUACGCAAUUUCACGAUUACGCGGAGCAAACAAGAUUCCUCCCAAUCUUGAGUAAAUAAGAAUGGAGAACGAGCAUCCUUAUGAGCUGAGAAGUAACAGCAGAUCGCGGUCACAAACUCCUCAAGUUUUGAGUCGGACCGUUGUCGAUCCUGAAGGGGCGGAUCAUCACUAUGAUCUCAGAAACAGAAGUCGGGAUCGAUCUCAAACUCCUGGGGAAGUCACGAGCAGCAGGAGGUCAAAUUCGCGAUCCUUACCCGCAAGUGCGAUUAAGAAUCGUGAAAGAAGCAUGGAAGCGAUAGCAGAGCGUGCAGAUGAAACCCUAGUACAAAAUGACCCUGAAAAUAAAAAAGAAACUCCGGAAAAUGCUACCGUGAAAAAGGUAGAACGUCGUUCGGAAAGACAGAGGGUCAAAAGACAGAUUUUUGCCAAUGGGCAAACUGAAUCGAAAGAAAAUGCGGCUAAUGCUAAGAUCGAGCGCAAGAGGAAAAGCCUAACUCCCCGGAGAGCAUUGACGAGUGACUAUUCGUCAGAGGACGGAGACCGAGAAGAUCCUCCAAGUAGACCCGGAUCUGCCUACGAAAUUUACAAAAAAGCUGGCGAAUGGUGGAAUGUCUUUCCUAAAACUGACUACACUUAUUCUCGGACGUCGCAAUGUCGUUACGAAAUAGCACCGGGUGUACUGGCUAUGCCUAAUAUGUCCAGGCGUUCUAUUCACUCCGAUUGCAGUAGCACACACGGCAGUUCAAUUUCAAAUAGUCAACAAAGUUUGAAUCAAGACAGUGUGGAAAAUAACGGUGAGGAUAUAACGACGGAUAUGGGAUCAAUGAAACACGAUAACAGGACCAUGGAGGAUACUUCUCACCUGCUUCACCGCGCUCGCACCUUAGACUCGGCGGGAAGAUCCGUAGUCUACAAAACAACGCAAAUUGAGCAAUACAGGACUCACCGUGAAGUAAUCUAUGAUUCUAACAACUUAUCACCUAUCGAAACUCAAAAGGAGAGCAGGUACAAAUGGAAUAGUCCUGUGUCCUCUCGCAAGUACGGGUACAUGAAUCAUCAGGCGGAUUCCGACACAGAAUUGGACGAAGCAAUUACUAGGUCGACGUCGGUGAGCCGCAAAUGGAGAUUGAGAAUUUCGGAGACAUCGUCGAAAAUUUUUUCGAUUGUCACGACCCUCUUUUAUGGACUUGUAUCAAUUAUUAGUCUCGGGAUGUUCAGAAAGCAGACAACUUUUACUAGUCAUGACUAUCGACAUUACCAUGAAUCCAGAUGGAGUCGGUUUUGGAAAUCUGUUGACCGUGUUUUGCAGUAUAUUUAUUUAUUGUUCGUUAAGGUUUUGUUCUUAGACUCGUGGUUGUUGAGUCGAGCGUCAAAUGUCAGAAGACGCGUGCAAGGACGACGUAAAAAAGUUCUCUGGCUCAUUUUUUUGCCCCUUCUUCUCGCAGCCGGAUUCUGGUUUCUACCUCGCCUGUUGUCCACUCUGCCAUAUCUCGUGAGACAAUCGGAAAAUGUGCCCUCUUCCCUGAAUGAUGUGAGCUUGAAGAGGGAAUAUGUUGUUCAUCAUAAUUCGAGGGAUGAGGAGUUGAGGUCGAUCGUUAAAAUCCUGGCUGAUAAGGUUGAGAAAUUGGAAAAUGGAGGCCUUUCGCAAAAUUUGAAUGGGGAACAUUUGGAAAACGUGACUCGAGUCAUUGAAGAUCUGAAGAGGAACGAUGAAAGUAUCUGGAAUGAAUACGAUAAAAAGUUGCUAAAAUUGGAGGAAUUUCUACGUCAGGAUAUAGAUAAGAAAAAUCACGAGACAAUUAGUGCCAUGAAAGUGGAGUUUCAAGCUCUCCGAGAGAGUUAUUUGCAGCUUAAAUCUUGCUGCGAUUCGAACGCUUGUUUAUCAUCUGACGAGGAAAUUGAAAUUCAGGUUGACCGAGUCCUCGCUGGAUAUUUUGGCAGCUCUGCCUCAAAAGAGGAACUCUCGAAAGUGAUUCAAAGUUUACUAAUUAUGCACGACAAUGCAGAAAUUCCAAAAGAAAGUCUUCCAGUUGUAGAAACAGUCAAAGGCGAUGUGUCUCUCGAAGAUAUGAGAAAAAUAGUCAAAGAGAUUCUGAAGAUAUACGAUGCGGACAAAACGGGAAGAGUCGACUACGCUUUGGAAUCUGCAGGUGGACAAGUAAUCAGUACUCGUUGUACCCAAAGAUAUGAUGUUAAAACGAGAGCCUACAAGCUUCUCGGUUUAACUUUGUAUUAUGAAAGUAACAAUCCUAGAACUGUGAUACAGGGAAAUAAUUUGCAGCCGGGCACAUGCUGGGCCUUUCAAGAUUUUCCCGGAUAUUUAUUAGUCAAGUUGCGCAGUUUUAUUUAUGUUACUGGAUUUACUUUGGAACAUGCUCCCAAAUCAAUUUUACCCAAUGGAGAUAUGAGAAGUGCCCCGAGAAAGUUCAACGUUUGGGGCCUGAAGGACGAAAAUGAUCCCGAGCCUGUUUUGUUUGGAGACUACGAGUUCGUUGAUUCUGAAGAGAGUUUGCAAUACUUCCCUGUCCAAAAUACUUCGAUAAAAACAUCCUACGAAUUUGUGGAAUUGCGGAUACACAGCAAUCACGGUCAACUAGAGUACACCUGUUUGUACAGAUUUCGAGUUCACGGUCGACUAAUAUGAAAGCGUAACUUAAAAAAAUGUCGUGAGCAAAGUUCCAUUAUUCUUGAGGAUGAUGAAAACGCGCAUCUUCACUCCUUUAUCCCAUCGUGCCUUCAGCUGCGUCAUCAUCAUCAUCAUCAUCAUCAUCAUCCUCGAUAUUAUUUAAAACCAGAUGGAAUUAAAAUCGCACAGAUUUUUUCGUGAGCGCAUACAAUUUUCAAAAAUUCGACGUGCUAUCUGUGUGUGAGUGAUGUACAUAAGAAAGACAGACGACUUCAGGGGCUAGGCAUAUACAAUGCGUAGUGUAAAAAUGUAUUUUUGUAAAUGAAUUCCACCCGGGAUUGUUCUUGCGACAGCAGAUGCGUGAGACUGAAUUUCCAAAUAGUUACCCGAAGCUAAGGAUUCACAAAUUUAAUUAAUCAUUUAAGAUCGAUACCGACGAGACAGUACAAAUUGUAAAAAAAAAAGCAAACAAACAAAACAAAUCGUUAAUUAAUAGACGUAAGUAUUCUCUCUUCGCGCACAUGUUGCAAGGCAUUGGAUGGGGCCGAAGAUGUAAGACCAUUUUCAUUCUUAUUAUUAUUCGAGUGACUUAUUUAUUUAGUUUAGUUUUGGACAGUCCUUAGAAUUUAUAUGAUAUUUUUUCGAAAGAUAUUUAAUUCUUGAUCAGAAAUUUAGUUUAUCAGUAUUUUUCAAAGUUCAGUUAAUUUAUAUAUUUAAAUUUCGGUUCUAGUCUACGUGAUGCCUUGACUCGUGCCACGAGAGUAGUAUAGCUGAGCUUCUACGACGGCAGUUACCGACCGAGCAGAUAAUUACCGACAGCAGGUAAUUACCGACCGCGGAUAAUUACCAUCGGUUGGUAAAUGUCGCAGGAGCCGCACAGCUAUACUACUCACGAGAUCAAAAUAAAAUAAAACACGCUUUUAUAAAUAAUUACUGAUAAGUAAUAUAUAGAUAGAUAUAUACGAGCGGAAAAUACGCACUCCAGUGACACCGUAAUGGUCUUAAGUUCUGGACAAAAGCGACUUACGAUAAAUAUUUUUUUUUUUUUAUAAUUGGCGAGUCGCAGACAAUUUGUCGUGAGUUGAUCUUUGCAGAGAUCGUUUGUCUAUUGGUCGAACAUAUUCCACUGAUUUUCUUUGGUCGAAAAGAGUUAGCAUUAACCAAAUAUUUCUCGCGUUGCACAAAAUCCAUUUGAGUAGCAAUCAUGUCAUUUGCAAAUGCUGCAAGAAGCACUUAUUCGAACUGUGAAAAAAAAAAGAGUUGAGAAUAAUGCCUCUUUGAGAAACCAUAUCUUUAUAGUGAGAUUUUGCAUAAUCAACGUUUUUUUGUAAAGACUGUAGACUGAUUAAUUUUUACUGAUUUUAACUGCAAAAGCACAAAUGGCUUUGGCACAUUAUACUUAAACGCUGAGUGAAAAUUAUUGACGAGAUGUCGAAAGACUUUGUUAAUGAUCGAAAAAGAUUUGAGUACAAUAAGAGUGGAAAGCUUAGGUUUUUUUAUGUGUGUCAUACUAUUUGUAAUGUAAGCAUUAUUACGCGCAUGAAAAUCGUAGAACUUUAAAAUUUGUGAAUAAAAAGUUCGAGAAAUCAAAA